Apis cerana (Asiatic honeybee) is the source of this 6101-nucleotide messenger RNA. RefSeq names its product repetitive organellar protein. The record is from RefSeq and is a predicted model, not a curated record. Lineage: Eukaryota; Metazoa; Arthropoda; Insecta; Hymenoptera; Apidae.
UUUUUUUGUUUAUAUUUGUUAAUAUUGAAUCAAAUUAAUGAAGAUAUUAUUUUUUAUUUUAUUGAAUGUUAAUCGAAUUUCAAAUAUGUUUAAAAUAUUCAUAUAUUAUAGAGCGUAUAAUAUAAAUUAUUUAAAAAACAUGAUAUUUGAAAAGAAAAGAAAAAACUUAAUUUCAUAUUUAUAACGAAACAAAUUUCCAAAAUAUAAAUAUAAUAUUCAAUAAUAUUAUAUCGUUUAAUAUUUAAGUCUCGAUCCAUCGAAAUACAAUCGAUGCUAAAUCGCAAAUAUAAGAAAAUUUGAAGUAACCAAAAACUUGGAGUAACAACUAUUUUAACAAGUCCUUAUGAACAAUAACUUAUAAAAUAAUAAAAUAGUAGAAAUGAAUUCUUAAUGAACGGUAUAACAUAAAUAGUUUUAAAUAACAUAUGUAAUGCUGAAAUUUUCAACUUACACAGGGAUUUGGAUUCUUACCAUCCUUCUUUUAAUUGCUCCUGUCAUCAAAACCAAAAAAUAUAAUAUUGUUAAUACUGAAUUUUCCACAUGUCAUUACCAUAAUUAUUAUUAUUAUUAUUCCCAAAAUUGCGGCAAUAACGCAUUGUCAAAGUCCACGAAAGGGAAUAACAAGUAUCCGAAGUAUCCGAAGGUUGGCUACAGAUGGAAACGAAGAACAUUAUGCGCAAUUUUUAAUAGGGAAAAAUAUUCUACGGAAAAAUUGGAAAAUAAAGAAGAAAGGGAUACGAAAAGGAAGACGUUAUUAGAUUACGAUGGGCCUCAUAUUUUCACGAAUGAUAUCGAUGAUUCCGAUUCUUUAAAAGCACACGUACGAGUGAAAAGAAGUAAAUCGGAACCAAUUGUAUAUCGACAAGAUUAUUUGAAAGAUUUGGCUAACUCUUUUCCUCAAGAUAUUCGUGAAUCAAUUGGAAAAAAUUCUUAUAACGGUGACGCAACAUUGCUCGAUACGAAACGAGAAAUUAAUUAUAUUCAAAUUAAUGAACAUCGAAAGGAGAAUGAAGAUCGUUCGAAACAUCUUAACGCUGCGAUUUCUGCGUACGAAAAUAACGAAGAUAAAUCCAAGAGUAAUAAUUUUAUCGGUUCGUCAUCAUCCGAUGUAACUAAAGUAAACACGUUAGAAAAGAAAAAUAUAAAAUUCGUAGAUAAGACACCAGGUAAAGAAAUUAAAACGUUGCAAAAAUUAUCGUUGAAUAGUAUGCUUAAUACGAAUCGGCAGUCGGACGAAAAUUCAGAAAUUGAAAAUUUGCCAGAUCCUAUGUUAGCCGUUGAAUUAGUUAGGAAAAAACGAAACGAUUACGCAAACGUGAAUGAUAAGGACAAUAAAGAGUAUUUAAGAGAGAAAAAUUCUCUCUCGUUUGAUUCUCAAAAUACGAUUGAUGAAAAAGAAAAAUCUAAAUCUAACGAAAAAAAACGAUCGAUACUCGAAUCAAAUAUAUUUGAUAAGAAUUUAAAUCCAUCGGAUUCAAUUAAAGAUAUGAAUGUAAAUUUACCACGGAUCAAAAGAAAAGAGAAAGACAAUGAUGGAACAAAAACGAAGUUAAAACGGAAAAAGAAAAAACAUAUGGGAAAGAAACAUGAUGGAUCGAACAAUUUUCUACGAUCGGUAAAAGACGUACAUUCGAAAGAUACAAACCGAUCGAAAGUGCCUCGCAAGAAAAAAACGAAUAAAACGAAGAACAAGGAUAAAUUAAAAAAAGAAAGAACUAUUAAUGCGAUAGAUAAGAAAAGUAAUGAAAAUAAUUUUCAUCAUAGAUUCGUAAAAUCGAAAAACUUGAUCGAUAGAAGAGAUAUCGAUCCUUUCUUUAAAAAUAUUGAAUCAGUACACGAAAAAUUAAAAACAUCUGAUAAGAAUAAAAUGAAUGACGAUAUGUUGAAAUAUGUUUCAUCAAUUUCCUCUGUUGCGCGAAAAAGUCCAAUAGAAGAAACAAAAAACAAUGAUGACGAUUCAAAUACUGGAAUAGACGAAAAUACGAAUGCGUUGAUGCAGAAGCGAAACGAGAAGCGGAAAAGUUUUGUGGAAAGUAAAGAAAAUUUGAUUACUUUGCCGCCGCAAGAUUCAAAAUUACGUAUAAAAAGAGAUAAAAAUGCCGAAUCGAAUCAUGGCUUUUUAAAUAAAGAAGAGGAAUUAAAAUAUUACGAGAACAUUCGGGAACCGGGCUCUGAAAUAAAUCGAUGUUCUAAUCGAGACAAAAAUCAACUUUCAAUGGUUAAUGAAAUGAAUACUAAUCGAGCGGUACGAUCGAUUGAAGAAGUUAAAGAACUCGCGAAAAAAUUAGUAACGAAAGUAAGUGAGCUUCAAAAUUAUUUAAACAUCGAAGAAAACAUAAAAAAUGAGAAAGAAAACAGAAAAAUUAAAACGCGCGCGAUAGACGAUUUAUGUUCAAAUGUUAGCACUGCUUGUGACGUUUUUAAAGAAUCGCCAAAAAUUGUUCAAAAAUGUAUAUCGAUAAAUCAUGAACUUGGAUCUACAAAAACGUCAAAAAUUCUCGAGAGAAAGGUGAAUCCAACUCAAAUUACCAAUGAGCACAAUAAACUCGUUAAGAUUCCGAAUAAAGAUACUAUGGAAGAGAAAAGAUCGGUGAGUAGACGUAUCGUUAAAAAUACGUCUCCAAAUACUCCAAGGAUAAGCCGUGAAAAUGAAAAUGAAUCAAAAUCUAACAAUAAAUGGGGUAAAUGGACAGAUUGGAGUAGUUGUAGCGUUACUUGUGGUAAAGGCCGUCAAAUAAGAUGGCGGUACUGUUUACGCGAUUGUAGCACAGCAGAGACCGAGAUGGAGGAAAAAGCUUGCCAAUUACCCGCUUGUCCACCAGGAAAAUUUCUUGGUAUAUUUUGAUAAUUGGUUAUAAUUGUUAACGAUAAUAUUUUCCUACGAAUGAAGCAAAAUGGCUUCUGGAUUGUUUAUGUUAAUCUUAAUUGUCGAUGUCAAUGUCAAUGUAAGAUUUAUACGAUAUGUUUUUAAAAAAUAAGUACAUAUAAAAUGUAUGUUAUAAAAAAAGAAAAAGAAAAACAAGGAGAGGAAUAUCGUUAAUAAAGAAAGAAUCAGAAGUAAACAAAUUAAAAUCGUUGAUUUUACUUCUGAGUUAUUAUUUUAGCAAUUAACAGUUAAGAAAUUAUUAUUGAAACGAAUAACCUCAACACUGUUUUGUAACAAAUCGCAUGUAUAUUUUUUUUUCUUUUUUUUGUUUUAUUAGCAAAUACACAAUAUAUAUUAUAUAGAAUAUUUUAAACAUAACUUUUUUUCUCCAUUCGUAUUCAUAUGUAACGAGAUUUCGUUGCUUACAGAACAAUCUAAUCAUUAUGUUUCAAUUACAACGCGAUAGUUUAUUUUUUGUUUCUCCCCCUUCCCUCUUCUUUGUUUAAUUUAAAAUAUCGCAAAAUAUUAGCGAUUGUAAAGAAUUGGGGUAAUUAACAAAUAUUUUGUAAUAUUAUUUCUGUUUUUGUUCUUUUUGUUCUUUCACAAAUAAUGUAAUAUAAUUUUAUUUAUUUUAACGACCCAUGUUUUUUUUUUUUUUUACAUUAGAUCUCUUAUCGUUUACUUAACAACUUGUAUUUCUCUCAUUUAUAUUUUGUUGCUUAUAAACUAAUUUUAUCGUAUAAAUUGUACAAACGUGAUCUUUUUUUCGUGCCAUUUAAUAAUAUACAAAUCGUUGAAAAAUUUCUAAAUACAUAUAAGGCUUUUGAAACGACCUCGUGUGAAUUGUAAUUGUUUAAUUUAAAACGGAGAAGAAAGGGUUAAGAUAAACCGUGCUUACAUCGUAUCAAAGUAUAUAUAUCUACGAUGAAAUAAUAUAGAAUCGUUCGCAUAAAAUUACAUGAAGACAAAGAUCACAGUAAUUGUCACAUCUCAGCUGCAUCGAAUUAUGAAGAGAGAAAACCAGAAUCGAUGGAAUCGAUGCAACGUAUGAGACGAUAGCACAAUUUCUCCUCACGUUUAAUCUAGUACCGUUAGAACGUCAAAAGACGUUUUGUUAUAUUUUUGCAUAUUAAAACUCGUUUUAAUUAUUGUUCAUAACAAUCUCGUACAAUCGUACUUUAUCUUUAAGUUAUCCUUAAUUGUAACCACGAACUUGCGAAUAUUCCGACCGGCGAUCUUAUUAUAAAAUAAUAAUUUAUAAAUGGUCUUAAUCUUCGAUUUCGCUUUGAAAAAAUUUAAAGAUCACCUUUCGCGAGGCAAAUCAAAUUUUAAUCUUUUCGGGCAGAUAUCUGGAAAAAUACGAGAUAUAUGAUAAUGAAAAUAUUUUAAAGAAAAUCAGAUUGUACUGCCAUUUAUUUGAUCUUGUAAAAGAUCGAUUUUUGAUUUUUAAAUUAAAACUUAUUACUAUUUUUACUAUUUUUUAUUACUAUAUUACUAUAUUAUUACUAUAUUAUUGCUGGUAUCAAAACGUUUUCGAAACAUUAUCUAAAAAUCUAAUUUUUGUAUAAGCAAUUCUUAAAAUAUAACGAGGCAUCAACAUUAUCCAACAUUAUACAAAGACGAAUUAUUUAUGAUUUCUUCAUUAGCAUAAUAUUUUGAGCGUUCAUAUUUCAGGAAUCGAUUAUGUAAAAAUUAGAUAAAAUUAGGCAGCGCUUCGAAAAUAUUUUUUGAUGGCAACGAUAAUAAUAUGCAAUAAAAAAUAUAAGUCCUUAACUUAAAAAUUAAACUUGUAAACUUUUAGAAGAUCAGCGUUCAAAGUUAAAUAAAUGCAAAAGAAAAAAAAAAAACACGCUGACCACUAAACCCAUUCUUUUAAUUUUUAUUUUAAGAAAUUGUUUUAUUAUUAAUUUUAAUUUUAAUUUUUAUUUUAAGAAAUUGAAAUUGCUCCUUUUUUUCAAGCGUGUAUAAUUUUUAAUCAACAAUUAAGUUAAAGAAGAAAGCAGAUAAAGAGUCAAAUUAAAAAAUUAUUUUAAUGAAAACUAAUAUUGCUAAUAAAUAUUCCCUAUCCAAGUUUCUAAAGAGAAAUUUAAUAAUUAAAAUUUUGAUGUUCAAAAUUCCAUGAGAUAAUCAAAAUAAUUUUUAUAGCGAAAUUCUAAAUUGUCGAAAUUUACGAACUCUAAAAAAAAAUUCAUCGUCAUUGAUAAAAUAAAAAUAUAUUUAAUAGAAGUGUGAAUUAAAGAGAAAUAAAUCAAGAAAUAAAUAAGAUUUUUACAAAUAAUUUAUAAUAAUCAUUUGGAUCGUUUUGUAAGAUUUCACAUAUCAUUUACUGAUGUGAGAAAAUUUUUGAAACUUUCCAUUACAGCAUUAUUCCAUAUUGCUUUCGCAACGAAUGAGAAAUAAUUGUAAAGUAAUAAUGUAAAAUCUGUUUUCAUACGUAUAAUGGAUUUUGUAAUUUUGUUUGAUUAACGAAUAAAUAUUUCAUAUGCGAUGAAAAAUGAUUUCAUCUGAUUAAAAAAAAUUAAAAAAAAUAUAUAUAUAUAUACAUCCGAGAAUAAUGAUAAAUUAUUAAUAAUCAUUAUAAUAAUAAAAUUAUUAAUAAUUAUUAAUAGUUAAUGAAUAUUCCAACAAACAGAUAUCUAGGGAUAAAGAACUAGGGAAAAUUUAGAAUUUUUUCCUCUAAGGAGGGAACGUAAUGUUCGUUUUCGAUGUUGUUGUCUCAGAAACAUAUGCGCGCCAUCUAAUGAUUAAGAGAUAAUUCAAUACGUUCGUUGCUAUAGAUAAUUCUCGAUAUUUCAGUUCUUAUAUAAGAAUUAUAUAUUGAUUUUAUUACAAAAAAAUGAUUAAAAAAUGAUAACAUUUCUCUUUAGAUCGUUCGAUAAUAUAUAUACUUUAUAUUUUAAUCUCGAUACCGAUAUCGAAUCUUUAUAUUCGCAUCCAGCAAUAUUAUUGAUUAUUAUGAUAAUUACACAAUGUGAUGCAAGUUUCUUUUGUUCUUUUUUUUUACUUUUGUCAACAAUAAGAUUCACGCGUUACGUUUGUUAAAUAUAAUUAAUAACGUAUUUAUCAACAAAGUUUAUAAAUCAUAGCACGAAAAAAAAGACGUGUGAUUCAAUAAACAUGCAGAACAAAAUUAAUAAGUAAAAUGAAUUCUCUUGAUUGCGCAAGUUUUGUUAUAAAAUAAUUUUAAUAAGAUAAGAAAGAUUCAAAUUAAUACGUUAAAGAAAAAAAAAAAUAA